This is a messenger RNA of Octopus bimaculoides (California two-spot octopus), 2140 nucleotides long. RefSeq lists its product as uncharacterized. Lineage: Eukaryota; Metazoa; Mollusca; Cephalopoda; Octopoda; Octopodidae. Gene Ontology annotation, biological process: regulation of transcription by RNA polymerase II. Gene Ontology annotation, molecular function: RNA polymerase II cis-regulatory region sequence-specific DNA binding; DNA-binding transcription factor activity, RNA polymerase II-specific. The record is from RefSeq and is a predicted model, not a curated record.
UGUUAGGGUUAUGUGAAGUCACAGUAGUUUUGGUAAAAGUAUAUUACCUCCCCGUUAUAUCGUUACGUAGAUGCUUCGGCACCUCUGUAUUUAAGUUGUACCGAAUUUUCUCCUGCAAUAUUUUUUUAGGGGGAAAAAACAAUGUUAAUCAUUGACUAAUACUUAUCUUUUUUUUUUCUUCACUGCCACAAUUAUUUUAUAGUACACUUUCUAGUGUUUUCCACGGGAAAAAAUGUUGACACUAACUUUUUUGUCGAUAGUACGAAAGUACGGCUGAUGAUUUGAUGCAGUGUAUCAAAUUUGGUCUUUCUUUUCUGUGUUAUUGAAAUUUAUCCGAUGGUCACGAAGAAAACAUGAUCGCUUCAUCUCCCAGUAUUAUUGCACUAAAUUAUGAGAAAACAGUAAGUUAUCUGACGUCAAUAGCUAAUCAUUUGAAUAUUUUGUUUUAGUAUUUCUCGUGUAAACAUCUCUGUUGUAACAACCCACAAUAUGUACGCAUUAACGGUUUUGUGGUGACAUUGAAAUGGUAAUUGUAGACUCAAGAUAUAUCAAGAAAUAUGUUAGAUUUUGAAAACAGAAAAUUGAUAUUAUCAAAAAGCCAGAGAAAUGUAAAUUAAGGUUAUAAACAGGUUACAGCAUAGACAAGACAACUGUUUUGGUAUGUGUGUAUUUGGAUGAAUCUUGGGAAAUAGAGUCAGUUUACUUUCUGGCUUUUAACUCCAAGAUUGAACUCUAGGCGAAAAAAAGCUGUCCUAAUACAAUAUCUUGAAAUUGUUUCCUGUAACAAAAGAAUUUACAGGCUUCAUCAAGCAUCACUUUUUGCCUCAAGAAAAAAAAAUAACAUUGUUACUUCAGUGUUUAUUUGGAAGUAUCAGAAAAAUUAAUCAAAUUUUAAAAAAUUUUCUUGCAAAAUAUAAAGAAAUUUAUGGAGGUGAAACUUUAUGUGAAUCAGGUUUGUGAUCAAACACAGCCUGAAUCUAAUGACAUAUCUCAUCAAAUAUGUGUAGAUCCACAGAAGAAAUCAUAUCUCUUAAACAUCAAUAAGAAAACAUUCACACAAUCAAAUGCCAUAUUGAAACAAAAGAUGCUUCAGAAAUGUUGGAAGAGGAAAUAUGUUUACAGUAAAACAAUUGCUAAACUCUCUAAGAGUACUUUAACAAGUCAGAAAGUUUGUAAAUGCUCAGUAUGUGGUAAAAUAUUCUCUCAAAAUUGUCACAUGACUAAACACAAGUGUAUACAGAGAAGCAAGAAAAAACACCAUUGUGAUAUCUGUGGCAGAACCUUCUCUGAGAGCAGUACUUUGACUAAUCAUAAACGUAUUCAUACUGGUGAAAAGCCAUACCACUGUGAUAUUUGCAGUAGAACAUUCACUCAGUAUGGUCAUUUGAGUAGACAUAAAUAUACUCACUCAGGUGAGAAACCAUAUAACUGUGAUAUCUGUGGGAAAUCAUUCUCUCAGAGUGAUAAAUUAGCUAUUCACAAACGUAUUCACACAGGUGAAAAACCCUAUCAGUGUGGUAUUUGUGCUAAAACAUUUUCUCGAAGUUCUGAUUUGAAUAGGCACAAGUACAUUCACACAAAUGAGAAGCCAUACAGCUGUGAUGUCUGUGGGAAAACCUUCUCUGGGAGAAGUAAUAUGACUAACCACCAACGUACUCACACAGGUGAGAAACCAUACUACUGUGAAAUCUGUGGAAAAACAUUCUCUAGUAAAUUAUCUACACACAAACGAAUCCAUACAGGUGAAAAACCAUACAACUGUGAUAUAUGUGGAAAAAAAUUCUCUCAGAAUGGUCAUUUAACUCAGCAUUUACGUGUUCACACAGGUGAGAAACCAUACCACUGUGAUAUUUGUGGUAAAACAUUUUCUCAAAGUAGUCAUUUAACACUUCAUGUACGUGGUCACACAGGCGAGAAACCAUAUAGUUGUGAUAUUUGUGGUAAAACAUUUUAUGAUAAUCAGAGUUUAACUCGUCAUAUACCUGUUCACACAGGUGAAAAACCAUAUCAUUGUGAUAGCUGUGAUAAAAGUUUCUCUAAGAAAAAGAUUUUGACUAAUCACAAGCAAAAAACACAUAAAAAGCAAACCAUAAAACAAGAGAAUAAGUUGGAAGAAUUUGUACAAAUUAUUACUUCAUGA